Molecule: messenger RNA, 3623 nt
Organism: Malurus melanocephalus (red-backed fairy wren)
Lineage: Eukaryota; Metazoa; Chordata; Aves; Passeriformes; Maluridae
Gene: UPF3A
Product: UPF3A regulator of nonsense mediated mRNA decay
Exons: 9
Coding region: 1302-2675 (457 amino acids)
Biological process (GO): positive regulation of translation; nuclear-transcribed mRNA catabolic process, nonsense-mediated decay
Cellular component (GO): nucleolus; cytoplasm
Molecular function (GO): telomeric repeat DNA binding
Source: RefSeq, a predicted model, not a curated record
ACAAAGUGUCAUCGCAGGGAAAACUGACACAGUUGAGGGAGGACCUCAUAGCAGCUUCAUACAGCUUCCUCACAAAGGGAAAUUGAGGGACAGACCCUGAUCUCUCUGGUGACCAGUGGCAGGACCCUAAGGAAUGGCAUGRAACUGUCAGGGGAGGUUUAGGUUGUAKAUUAGGGAAAGGUUCUUCCCCCAGAGACUGGUUGGGCAUUGGAACAGGCUCCCUGGGAAAAUGGUGAGCACUAAGCCUGACAGUUCARGAAGCAUUUGGACAAUGCUGUCAGGCACAGGAUGUGAUUCUUGGGGCAGGGCCAGGAGUUGGACUUCAGUGGUCCUUGUGGGUAGCUACUAACUCAGGAUAMAGUAUGAUACAUGGAGAUAAUUAAUUUACUUAAUUCCUAAUUUAAAAAAAAAUAGAAAAGACUGGUGAGAAAAAAAGAUUGCAACUAAAACACCUUCCUACCUUCCCCUUCAUUCCCAGGCUCAACCUCCUCUGCCCSCAAGCACUGUAGAAAGAUGAGGGAUGGGGGUUGUAGACAGGACAUAACAGCUCCUCUCUGUUGCUCCUUCCUCCUCACACUCCUUUCYUCCUCUGGCAUGGGGGACCUGACAUGGGACACAGCAGGAUGCAGUCCUUCAUGAGGUGUUGCAGGAGUGUCCCUACCUCAUGCUGCAGUUGCUCAUGACCUGCUGCAGCAUGAAUCUCCUUCAUGGGCUACAGGCCUUCAGGAUAAAACUGAUCCAGUGUGGGCUCCUCUGCAUGGGUUGCAGGGCCCUUCUGGGAAUCUCCACCUACUUUGGCAUGGAGCCCCCAAGGGCUGCAGGUGGGUGUCUGCUCCACCAUGGUCCUUCACAGCAUGUGUGGGCACAGCGUGCCUCACCAUGAUCUUCAAUGGACUCUCCACUUYGACACUUGGAGCGCCUCCUCCCCUCCUUCUCCUUUUGUUGUUGUCUGCAAGGCCAUGUCUUACACUUUUCCCCCCACUUACUCCUCUUUCUCACCCACAGCUGUGCAGCCUUUCCUGUUCUUCCUUAAAAUACCUUUUCCAGAGUCACCACUAUCUCGGCUUGAGGGGCUCAGAAUGUGCCCUGGGGUGAAUCUAUUGGAACUGGCUGCACUCAGCAUUGCACAGCCCUAGCAUCCUCUCAGAGGCUGCCCUGAAACCCCUGCCAGUAGCAGCUGGACUCAGAGGCUUACUACACUAAAAUACUGCUGUAACAAGACUUGAAAACUAGUUUAAAUCAUUUUUGGAGGAGAUGCUUCUGAAAUUUUAUGUAAUCAAUAUCUGGUUUUUAGUUUGUUAAUGGUUAAAUUGCAGUGGUACUCCAGCUCUUCAGAAUUUAUCAGUUACCCUACAGUUAUAAAUGCUUGCAGAAAUGGAUUUUGGGAAUUUGUGCCAUCUGUUUCUACAGUAUUUAGAUCAAAGAUAAAUCUCCAUUUCUUUUUAUAUAUGCAGGUGGUUAUUCGAAGGCUUCCUCCUUGUCUAACCAAGGAGCAACUGGAGGAACAGCUGCAUCCUCUACCUGCCCAUGAUUAUUUUGAGUUUUGCACUGCUGAUCCCAGCCUUUAUCCUCAUCUCUACUCAAGAGCAUACAUUAAUUUUAGAAAUCCUGAGGACAUCCUACUUUUUAGAGAUCGCUUUGAUGGCUAUGUCUUCAUUGAUAGUAAAGGUUUGGAGUAUCCUGCAGUGGUUGAAUUUGCUCCAUUCCAGAAGAUUUCAAAAAAGAAGCUGAAGAAGAAAGAUGCCAAAGCCGGGAGCAUUGAAGAUGAUCCAGAAUAUAGGAGAUUUUUAGAGAGUUAUUGUGCUGAUGAGGAGAAGAUCUGUGCCAAUCCUGAGAUUCUUUUGGGAGAGAUUGAGGCCAAAACAAGGGAACUCAUUGCUAGAAGAACAACACCCCUUUUGGAAUAUAUUAAAAAUAGAAAAUUAGAAAAGCAGAGAAUACGAGAAGAGAAAAGAGAAGAACGAAGGCGGAGAGAAUUGGAGAAAAAGCGUUUGCGGGAGGAAGAGAAAAGGAAGCGCCGAGAAGAAGAAAGACGUAAAAGAAAAGAAGUGGAGAAGCAAAAGAAAAUAUCUGAAAAAGAAAUAAGGAUCAAGCUUCUCAAGAAACCUGAAAAAGGAGAUGAGCUGGCCAGCGAAAAGCACAAAGAAAAAGGUGAAGAAGCUGACAUUGAGGAAAACAAAUGGGAUAAAUCACCWGGAUCUGGGAGUAUAAAAUCCAAAUCCUUGGACAGUUCACUAAAAGAACUUAAGGAAAAAUCACAAAAUGAUAGUGACAAAGACCAAAGAGAUUUGGAGAGAAGAUUUCGAGAAAAAGAACCUGAAAGACAAAGGAUCGUCCAGCCAUGCAGUUAUACCAGCCAGGAGCUCGCAUMCGAACACAUAUGGGACCUACAAGUAAAACCUAUGACUGCACUGGGAAAUCCUUUGAAGAUGCUCUUGAGAAAAAGUAUGAGGCAGAUAAUUCAGCUGGAGCUGGUUCUGAAAAGACUGAAGAAGCAGAAUAAAACAAUCUGGGGGAAAAGACUUGUGAAAAGGAAUGAAUGUAAGAUUCAGUGUCAUCACAAAAAAUCCAUUGGGCUGUUUCAAAACUCCACAGGCAAUUAUAUCAACAAAAUUAUAAUAGCUCUGCCUCUUACUCUCUGUGAAAUAAAGGGAAGAGUGACUGGAGGUGUAUAAAAUAUCUCACAGCAAAGGAAUAUUGUUGCUUUUUUACAAAAAACAGCACAAACGCUCUUUGCCUAAUUUAAAAGCAGUUCAAGUAUUUUAUUAGAUUUAUCUUGAAAUAGAAGACCUCUAACAAUUUUAAGGGAAUAUUUAUAUAAGACUUUACAGGGGCUAUUUCAUCUUUUUGAGUCUAAAUAAAUGAAAUGUAAGUUUACAUCAGUUUGAAAUCUGAGGCACUUUACAUGUAUUUGGUGCAUGACAUGAGGGUCACAGGACCCCUUCCUGCAAAUGGCCACAGUAGCAGCUGCUGCAGGGAAUUGCAGCUGGAGCAGCCCUGGGAGGAAGCUCUGGAGCCAGUGGUGUUUGCAGGAUGAGGCCCACAGUUUGCACAGUUGUGAGAAAUGUCCAUUGGUAUCUGGUACCUCGUUGUGUUUACGUUGGUAUUAAACUAACCAUAGCAUCUGAUAAGUGUUAGUAAAGCUACAAGUAUGUUGUUGGAGAGUUGGUCAUUUUCUGAGCCUCUUUUGCCUYUUAUGUUUUAAUAGAUUCCUCGUGCUUAAAACAGAAGACAGCUAAUGCAAACGUCAGCACAUUAACAAUAAAUCUAGCUUUAAUGAAUUAGCUAGUUUUUAUUGUUCUGACACUGACUUUUGGGGAAAAAAGURGUUGUACAGUGAUGACUUUUUAUAUGCUAAUGUUUCAUGUAAGUUGCAGUAACAGGAUUUGGAAAAUGUAAGAUACAUCAACAUUCUGCUGUUUUAUUUGUUAAAAAAUUAAACACACAUGAAUGUCAAUUGCAAACCACCAUUUUGUAAGAUCUAGGCCAAAUUCUGCCCUCUAAGGCUGGCACAUAUACACAUACAUAUAUGUGUAUGUGUGUGUGUAUUUUCUGUUUGUUUCAAUGACAGCCAAGUGUUUAUGAAAGGGCAGGAUWUGUUCAUUUAUCUUUCAUGGCUGCAA